AUAAAUGCCUCACAUUCCAUGCUUAUGAACAAAACCUAUUUCAAAUCAAGACCUCUCUUUCCUCAUAGUUGUGGGGCUCUCUCUCAAGAUCAUACUAGAAAGAAUCAUACAUACCCAUUUCAUAUCAAAAGCUUCCGUCCCCUCUCCAUUUCUUUUGGGCACCCUCUUUAUAUUAGGCUACUAAAUAUUACACAUUCCAUGCUUUCGAACAAUACCCAUUUCAAAUCAAAAGCUUCCACCCUCUCUCUCCUUUGUUUUUGGUACACUCUUUAGGUCAGACUACUAAAUGUUACACAUCCCAUGCUUUUGAUCAAAACCCAUAAUCAAAAGAUUUUCUUUUUUCCCUUCAAGGCAUUUCGUUUCUCUUCCUUUUCUCAUCCACACAACCAUGCAAGCUUCAAAUUCAUUCAAGAGUCUUUUCCUCAAGAAAUUUCUAUUGGGUCUCCAACAAGGUGAUCUUUCAUCCAAGAACAUGAGCUUUCUAGAGAGGAAAAAUGCUAUCAAGCUAUCAUCAGACAUUGCGCUGGCGUCUGCGCGUGACGGAGUGAAAUGGAGCCGUGCACUCAUCGCAAAUAUCUCCAAACAUGAAAAGAACAAGAUCCUUGUGCAAAAAAUCUUGGGUGUCGAGUUCGACUGCGUAACAAAGCCGUACUACGGGUCUCCUAUGUGCAAAAGGGUGAAGAGCAAGAUGAUCUUAAGGAAAAGCUGUGCGACAUGCAGGAUAAGGAAGCGUGCACCACGCCGAAUUCUAGCAAGUGCCCUUGCUAAGAGAAUGGUGAGCAAGAGGACCCAAAUGCUGAAAAGUCUCAUACCGGGUGGAGAGUUCAUGGAUGAGUUCUCGUUGUUGGUCGAAGGCAUCGACUAUAUUCACUCACUACGGGCUCAAGUUGAAGUAAUGCAGCGGCUUGCAAACACCUUUGAGCUGUUGAAUCGCAAGUAAGGUUAUAUAGCACUAAUCUACAUUGCCAUUUUUAGCUAUGUGAAGGAGAGACAGAAAAAUGGAAAAGAAGAAGAAGAAGAAGAAGAAGCGUCAUAGGAACAAAUCCUACUAUGAGAUGGUAUCUUUCAAGCAUGUACAAAUGAAAUGAAACAUAUUGAAGCUUAGCUUUUAUUUCCUACUCUUUUUAUCUUCCAUGGUGACUCAUUCAACUUCUAAAGUUUUCAAAUGUUUAUGCUUUUGGGCUUAAA
Magnolia sinica is the source of this 1188-nucleotide messenger RNA. Its product is annotated as transcription factor IBH1-like. The transcript has a single exon. Gene Ontology annotation, biological process: regulation of DNA-templated transcription. Lineage: Eukaryota; Viridiplantae; Streptophyta; Magnoliopsida; Magnoliales; Magnoliaceae. The coding region runs from base 389 to 940 and encodes 183 amino acids. The record is from RefSeq and is a predicted model, not a curated record.